Molecule: messenger RNA, 2836 nt
Organism: Gigantopelta aegis
Lineage: Eukaryota; Metazoa; Mollusca; Gastropoda; Neomphalida; Peltospiridae
Product: gastrula zinc finger protein XlCGF71.1-like
Exons: 2
Coding region: 339-959 (206 amino acids)
Biological process (GO): regulation of transcription by RNA polymerase II
Molecular function (GO): RNA polymerase II cis-regulatory region sequence-specific DNA binding; DNA-binding transcription factor activity
Source: RefSeq, a predicted model, not a curated record
AUUACAAUCCUUGAUCUAUAUUGUAUAGUGAGACUGAUAUAGAGUACAUCAUGAUUUGUUCUUUCUCUUUGUUCUGCGGCUUUGGUGAUACAUCAUGGACUAAUCCAAGCCGGUUCUACUGACUCGUACAAUAAACAACACUCGUGAUACAAACAAUGUAUGCGUCAAAGUUGAGGACUGCUCAACACGUAUUGGAAGUAAACGUGAUCUGAAUACGAAUAUCUGGAUACACUGUGACGAUCUCUGAAAAGAAAUAUGUUGUCCAGUAACGAUAAAUGUGUUUAAUGAAGAUCUCUGAAAAGAAGAAAAUUUUCCAGUGACAAUCUCUGAAAAGACAUAUGUUGUCCAGUGACGAUAUAUGUGUCAAAGUUGAGGACUCGUCAACACGUAAACGUGGAAGGAAACCCGGUCUGAAAACGAAUAUCUGGAUACACUCCGAAGAAAGACCAUACAAAUGCGGGAUGUGCUCGAAGUGUUUCCCUGUCAAGUAUAGCGUCAAGAAACACACGAUGAUCCACAUUAGGGAGAGACCAUUUCAGCGCGGGGUGUGCAGGAAACGCUUUCGUCUGAAGCAACAUCUGAAAGGCCACAUGGUUGCCCACUCUGGGGUCAGGAACCUACAGUGUGAGGUGUGUGCCAAAUGCUUCUCUCGCAGUUCCAGUCUUCGCUUGCACAUAUUCACUCACGGUGCUAAGAAGUUCAAAUGUGAAGUGUGUUCAAAAGGCUUCUCGCAGCGCGGUCACUUGACCCGACAUAUGUUGGUUCACGAUGGACUACGGUUUACGCCUUUUGAAUGCAAAGUGUGUGCAAAGUGUUUCACUCAUCGUCACACCUUGACGCGACAUAAGUUGAUUCACACUGGCGUUAGGGCUUUUAAGUGUGAAGUAUGUGCAAAAUGUUUCUAUAGGAAUUUCCAUUUGAAGCAGCAUAUGUUGACUCACAGUGGUGCUAAGCCUUAAAUGUGCGGCGUGUUCAAAAGGUUUCCAACAGCCAGCGAAUUUGAGACGACAUAUGUCGGUACACUCUGGGUUAAAUGUUAAAUCGUUAAAUGUGAUGUAUGUGCAGAUGUUUUCGUAAAGAGAAAAGACUUGAAGAGGCAUAUGUCAAUUCAUACUGUCAGUUAAGUCUUUCAAAUGUGUUGUAUACACAACUUUGCAUAAAGAGAAAAGACUUGAAGAAUCAUAUGUCAAUUCAUACUGGCAGUUAAGUCAUUCAAAUGUGAUGUAUGUGCAGAUGGUUUCGUAAAGAGAAAAGACUUGAAGAGGCAUAUGUCAUUUCACUCUGGAAGUUAAGUCUUUCAAAUGUGUUGUAUGUGCAGAUGUUUUUGUGAAGAGAAAAGACUUGAAGAAGCAUAUGUUAAUUCAUUCUGGAAGUUAAGUCUUUCAAAUGUGUUGUAUGUGCAGAUGUUUUUGUAAAGAAAAAAGACUUGAAGAUGCAUAUGACAAUUCACUCUGAAAGUUAAGUCUUUCAAAUGUGUUGUAUGUGCAGAUGUUUUUGUAAAGAGAAAAGACUUGAAGAGGCAUAUGUCAAUUCACACUGGUAGUUAAGUCUUUCAAAUGUGAUGUAUAUGCAGAUGUUUUUGUAAAGAGAAACUACUUGAAGAGGCAUAUGUCAAUUCACACUGGAAGUUAAGUCUUUCAAAUGUGAUGAAUACACAACUUUCCAUAAACAGGGAACAUUUUGUUUUCAUUUUUUUUAUUAACAACAGUAUGUAAUCGAUAUGAAAAUUGAUACAGUAUGAUAAAAUAAAUAUGAACGGACAAUUAUUAAAUAACUUUUCUGUCAUUUAUGUAUUGCAAUUUUAUUUAGUAGCCACAAAGAACAAAAUUAAUAAAUUCAGAUACAUUCAUAUUUUAUGUACACAAGGUGGUAAGUCAUAAUAUGUAUUAUCUUGUUUGUUCCCAUUAAUAAAAAAAUAAACUUGCUUAUGGUUAUCUGAACAGCUGUAAAAGGUGGUUCUAAACGGAAGGAAAUGUUUCAUUUAACAACGCAUGCAACACAUUUUAUUUACGGUUAUAUGGCGUCGCACAUAUGGUUAAGGACCACACGUAUAUUGAGAGAGGAAACCCGCUGUCGCUACUUCAUGGGCUACUCUUUUUCAUUAGCAGCAAGGGAUCUUUUAUAUGCACCAUCCCACAAACGGUAGUAAAUACUACAGCCUUUUUGAUGUACCAGUCGUGGUUCACUGGCUGGAACAAGAAAUAGCUCAAUGGGUCCACUGACGGGGAUCGAUCCCAAACCGACCGCGCAUCAAGCGAGCGCUUUACCAUUGGGCUACGUCCCGCCCCGGUUCUUAUCGGAGAAGAACUUGGCAAGAACAAAAAGAUGCCGGUCAAAACUUAGAAAAUGGGACUUUGGCAGUACAUGGAUAUCUAUUCCCAGAUAUAUUUCACAUGUUCUUGGUUAUUGAGGAAGACCUUCAAAAUUUAAUAAUGUAAAAAAAUAUGGAUGGCGAAAUUACACGAUGCUUUUUUGAAUUGUGUCAUGAUAUCUCAAUCUUGCAUAGCGAUUCGCGACGCGAUACUGCAUAAAAUUCUCGCUGAGAAAGAGAAAAUACUUGAAGAAACAUAUAUCAAUUCACUUUCACUGUUACGUGUUUCAAAUGAUGUAUAUUAAGCGCUCGCUCGAUGCGCGGUCGGUCUGGGAUCUACCUCCGUGAAGUAAUUGGUCAAACAUUACAACCGGUAGUUCAGUAGUACAGAAGAUUUUAUGACCGCCAAAGAUCUUGAAGGAUGAUUGGCGUCAGAAGUGAAAUUUGAAUGCUGACGUUUUUUUUAUCAGUAAAUCGCAAAUUCAAACAUUAAUGACUAAAACCAAAACAAUAACAACUGUAUUA